CCCGCCUUUCCUGGAGGUGUGACGUACUUUUCCCCGCCCUUCAACUUUCUUUUUUCAGCGGCAGUCUGCGAGAGACACCAUGAAGGCGUCUGGCACACUAAAGGAGUACAAAGUAAUCGGGCGUCUGUUGCCCUCUGCUAAGAACCCUGCCCCUCCCCUCUAUCGUAUGAGGAUCUUCGCCCCCAACCAUGUGGUCGCCAAGUCUCGCUUCUGGUACUUCGUCUCCCAGCUGAGGAAGAUGAAGAAGGCUUCUGGAGAGAUAGUAUACUGUGGACUGGUGCAUGAGAAGACCCCACUGAAAGUGAAGAACUUUGGCAUCUGGCUGCGGUACGACUCCCGCAGCGGCACCCACAACAUGUACCGGGAGUACCGCGACAUGACCACCUCUGCAGCGGUCACGCAGUGCUACCGGGAUAUGGGAGCCCGCCACCGUGCUCGUGCACACUCCAUCCAGGUCAUGAAGGUGCAGGAGAUCGCCGCCAACAAGUGUCGCCGACCUGCCAUCAAGCAGUUCCACGACUCCAAGAUCAAGUUCCCGCUGCCCCACAGGGUGCUGCGGCGUCAACACAAGCCUCGUUUCACCACCAAGAGACCAAACACCUUCUUCUAAGUCGAACAUCCAGACUUUCCUGUGUGUAUUUGAGAAUUAAAAGAAGAAAAGUUUUAUCCCUAUGUUUUCCUGUUUUUUUUUUUUUUCCUUUCUUCUGGACAGCGUGUUCUCCCAGUUUUAUGACUGGCAGUCUUGCUGAUGGCGUCCAGUAUUGUUAAAUCCUCUGUGUUCUAACAAACUGAAUGUACGUCACAGUACUUCAUUGUGCCCCCAUUGAUAUGCCGUGAAUAGCGCUGUUAUCAAAGGCAGUCGUCAGAUUUUGUGCCAGGAUAUUAAUUAUGCGUUUGACGUGGUGCUUUGUAGGUACAUUUUGACUGAUUCUGCUGUGGAGUUUAAAUCGUGCCUCUGUGCUCUUCAGAGCUACAAGCCCAAGAAGUCAAGAUGUUGCUGAUGUCUGCUGUUGCUGCUUUGAACGUGGUCACGGUUUGGAUUGACUAAUCAGGCGUUAGAUUCAGUUAUGGGUACCAGUCUUGCAACAGUGCUGUUUUUAACCCAGUAGGGACAAAUGCAAUAAAACGUCUGACAUA
Molecule: messenger RNA, 1137 nt
Organism: Paramormyrops kingsleyae
Lineage: Eukaryota; Metazoa; Chordata; Actinopteri; Osteoglossiformes; Mormyridae
Product: large ribosomal subunit protein eL20-like
Biological process (GO): translation
Cellular component (GO): ribosome
Molecular function (GO): structural constituent of ribosome
Source: RefSeq, a predicted model, not a curated record